Messenger RNA from Lasiosphaeria miniovina, 444 nucleotides. RefSeq lists its product as uncharacterized. NCBI's taxonomy places the organism in Eukaryota, Fungi, Ascomycota, Sordariomycetes, Sordariales, Lasiosphaeriaceae. The transcript has a single exon. Bases 1 to 444 code for a protein of 147 amino acids. The record is from RefSeq and is a predicted model, not a curated record.
AUGGCCGACUACCAGGCCCUGAAGGCCGACAACGAGCGACUCAAGACCGAGGUCAGUGGCUUGCAGAAAAGGACUAAGAAGCAGGAGAAAGAGCUUGCGACCAAGAAACCCAAGCUCAAACAGCCACCGACCUACGAGGGUGAUCAAGCUUCCCUGGAGGGAUGGUUGACUACCCUACGCUCCUACUUCAAGUAUCACGACGCCAUGUUCCCUGAGGCAGAAGAUAAGAUGAUUUUCGCCUCAUCCUGCAUGGGGGGAAGAGCCAAGAGGUGGUUCAGCAAGUUCGAGGCUGAGUACAACACCUUCACCAACCGGAACGCCUGGGACGAUAUCACGACAGACUGCUACCAGAGCUUCGACAAGUUCUCGGAGCAUAUUUCGGCCCUGUUCGGUGAAGUGGAUGCGAAGCGACGCAGCCAGGCUCGACUCAAUACCUUGAGGUAG